Molecule: messenger RNA, 4260 nt
Organism: Oncorhynchus kisutch (coho salmon)
Lineage: Eukaryota; Metazoa; Chordata; Actinopteri; Salmoniformes; Salmonidae
Gene: kif5ab
Product: kinesin family member 5A, b
Exons: 27
Coding region: 427-4143 (1238 amino acids)
Biological process (GO): microtubule-based movement
Molecular function (GO): microtubule binding; microtubule motor activity; ATP binding
Source: RefSeq, a predicted model, not a curated record
CAAGCUCAUGCUUCAAAAAUCUCUCCUCCUGCAUCUCUCGCUACAACAGCUGACCGACCGUCUGGAGCCGGAUCCGCUCGGGAAUACUCUCACAUUUCAAUUCUAAAGAACUGCAUGGACAAAUUAGCAGAAACGUUAUAGUGACAUAUAUGUGUUUUUCUGGUCUAUUUGAAGUAAGCAAACUCUCCAACAUUUACAUAACCUAAUUUACAUUUUUAUUUUGAUCGAAACUGUUCUUAUUUCAAGCACAAAAGCUUGAAAUUAUCAUUCUUGCAAACGCUCAACUUGCCCAUCUAAAAAAAAGAGUGUCUGCAUUGAUAUGCAUAUGAUAGAUAAGACUAAAUAGUGUAAGCGAACAAGUAAGUUAUAGGUUUCCAAAAAAAUCCCCUUUGCCUUUUUUGAGGCACAUCCGAUUUCUUUCUCACAAUGGCCGAUGUUAGCGCAGAAUGUAACAUCAAGGUGCUAUGUCGCUUCCGUCCUCUAAAUCAGUCCGAAAUAAUCCGUGGAGACAAAUUCAUCCCCUCAUUCCAAGCUGAUGACACUGUCAGCAUAGCGGGGAAGUCCUAUGUGUUUGACCGGGUGUUCCCCACCAACACAACACAGGAACAGGUGUACAACACCUGCGCCAAGCAGAUAGUCAAAGAUGUUCUGGGGGGAUACAAUGGCACCAUAUUCGCCUACGGACAGACCUCCUCUGGAAAGACUCACACUAUGGAGGGCAAGCUUCAUGACCCACAUGGGAUGGGGAUCAUCCCCAGAAUUGCAGAGGACAUCUUCAAUCACAUAUUCGCCAUGGAUGAAAACCUGGAGUUCCACAUUAAGGUGUCCUAUUUUGAAAUUUACAUGGACAAAAUCCGGGAUCUUCUGGAUGUGACAAAGACUAACCUGGCAGUACAUGAGGACAAGCACAGGGUUCCCUAUGUGAAGGGCUGCACUGAGCGUUUUGUCUCCUGCCCAGAGGAGGUGAUGGAUGUUAUUGAUGAGGGAAAAGCCAACCGCCAUGUAGCUGUCACCAAUAUGAAUGAGCACAGCUCCAGGAGUCACAGUAUCUUUCUGAUCAACAUUAAACAGGAACACGUGGAGACAGAGCAGAAACUGUGUGGGAAGCUUUACCUAGUGGAUCUGGCUGGGAGUGAGAAGGUCAGUAAGACAGGAGCAGAGGGAGCUGUGUUGGAGGAAGCUAAGAACAUUAACAAGUCACUGUCUUCCCUGGGCAACGUCAUCUCUGCUCUGGCCGAAGGAAAUAAGACCCAUGUCCCGUACCGUGACAGUAAGAUGACCCGUAUCCUGCAGGACUCUCUAGGGGGAAACUGUAGAACCACCAUGUUCAUCUGCUGCUCUCCAUCCAGCUACAACGACCAGGAGACCAAGUCCACACUUAUGUUUGGACAACGAGCUAAGACCAUCAGGAACAAGGCCUCGGUCAACCUGGAGCUGACAGCAGAACAGUGGAAGAAGAAGUAUGAGAAGGAGAAGGAGAAGAACAGGGUGAUGAAGGAGACGGUCCAGAGACUGGAGGCUGAGCUGAACCAAUGGAGAAACGGGGAGGCCUCCCACGGAACAGGCACGUCAAAGAACUGUCAUCGACUCCCCAGAGAAGACAGUUCCUCUUCCAUUGUGAUCAGGAUUUCAGAGGAGGAGAGACAGAAGUACGAGGAGGAAAUACGCAAACUCUACAAACAGCUGGAUGACAAGGACGAUGAGAUCAACCAGCAGAGUCAGCUGGUAGAGAAGCUGAAGGAACAGAUGCUGGACCAGGAAGAGCUCCUUGCCUCGUCCCGUGGGGACAGUGAGAAGGUGUCUGGGGACCUUGGCAGGCUGCAGAUGGAGAGUGAGGUUGCCAAGGCGGAGGUCAGGGAGGUUCUGCAGGCCUUGGAGGAGCUGGCUGUUAACUACGAUCAGAAGAGCCAGGAGGUGGAGGACAAGAGCCUGCAGAACAAACUUCUGGCUGAGGAAUUGGCCAAGAAAAUGGCCCACCUGAUGCGUAUCGAGGCGGACUUGUGUCGUCUACAGGAAGUGAGUGUUCAUCAGAGGAAACGCAUUGCUGAGGUUCUCAACGGCCUGAUGAGGGACCUUUCUGAGUUCAGCGCUAUCGUGGGCAACAAGGACAUCAAACUGCCGAUGGAGAUAACGGGGGCGAUCGAGGAGGAGUUUACAGUAGCUCGUCUCUACAUCAGUAAGAUCAAGUCAGAGGUCAAGUCCAUGGUGAAACGCUGUCGUCAGCUAGAGAACCUUCAGAUGGAGUUUCAUAGGAAGAUGGAGGAGACUGGAAGAGAGCUGUCCUCUUGCCAACUACUCAUCUCACAGCAUGAGGUGAAGAUCCGCUCCCUGACAGAGUACAUUCAGAACGUAGAGCAGAAGAAGAGCCAGCUGGAGGAGAACGUUGACUCUCUGAGUGAAGAACUGGACAAACUGCAGGCUCAAGAGAGCAUGUCAGCAGGGACAAAGGGAGAGAAUCAGACAGACGUUGAGGAGUCUGCUGAUGUCAAGAUGGAGGCUCACCGUGAGACCCACCACAAGCAGCUGGGACGUCUCCGAGACGACAUCAACGAGAAACAGAAGAUCAUUGACGACCUCACUGAUCGUAACUGUCGUCUUCAUCUGGAGUUGGAGCAUCUGAGGAGCGACUUUGACCGUCUCAUGAGACAGGAGCACCAGAAGAGUCUCCAACUGGAGGAGCUGACAUUUCUUCAUGAACGCCACGAGCAGUCUAAGCAGGACCUUAAAGGGCUGGAGGAGACUGUCGCUCGUGAACUCCAGACUCUCCACAACCUGCGGAAGCUUUUUGUUCAAGACCUCACGAUUCGAGUCAAAAGACAUUCAGAGAUGGAGCGAGAUGAAAGCGGGGGAUCUAGCCACCAAAAGCAGAAGAUUUCCUUCCUUGAGAACAACCUGGACCAGCUUACAAAGGUUCACAAACAGUUGGUACGUGACAACGCAGACCUGCGUUGUGAGCUUCCGAAGCUUGAGAAGCGUCUUCGGUCUACGGCUGAGAGAGUGCGGGCGUUGGAGGGUGCACUGAAGGAGGCUAAGGAGGGGGCUAUGAAGGACCGGAGACGCUAUCAACAGGAAGUAGAGAGGAUCAAAGACGCUAUGAGGGUCAAGAACCCCCUACGCAGGCCGCACGCCGCUCAGAUAGCCAAGCCGGUCCGUCCGGGCCAGUUCCCGCUCUGCUCUCCCACCAACCCCUGGGUCCGUAUUACUGAACAGCAACACUCCAUCCAUUUUAGUAAUGCCAUGUUCCAGAUGCCCAGUCUGACCCCCAGCCAGAUAGCCAGUCAUCAUGCUGCAUCCCAGCAACAGCCCCUUACUUCAAACCCUCCCAGAGCAGGGACCAGUCCAACAAUCACAACUCCACUGAGUCCAACAUGCCCCAGACCAACAUGUCCAACAUGCCCCAGACCAACAAGUCCAACAUGCCCCAGACCAACAAGUCCAACAUGCCCCAAACCAACAAGUCCAACAUGCCCCAGACCAACAAGUCCAACAUGCCCCAGACCAACAAGUCCAACAUGCCCCAGACCAACAAGUCCAACAUGCCCCAGACCAACAAGCUGCCAGAUGAGCCAGUCAACAGCCCCACAGUGGACAACAGCCCCACAGUGGACAACAGCCCCAGAGUGGACAACAGCCCCACAGUGGACAACAGCCCCACAGUGGACAACAGCCCCACAGAGGACAACAGUCCCACAGUGGACAACAGCCCCACAGAGGACAACAGCCCCAGAGUGGACAACAGCCCCAGAGUGGACAACAGCCCCACAGAGGACAACAGCCCCACAGUGGACAACAGCCCCACAGAGGACAACAGCCCCACAGAGGACAACAGCCCCACGGUGGACAACAGCCCCACAGAGGACAACAGCCCCACAGAGGACAACAGCCCCACAGAGGACAACAGCCCCACAGUGGACAACAGCCCCACAGUGGACAACAGCCCCAGAGUGGACAACAGCCCCACAGUGGACAACAGCGCCACAGAGGACAACAGCCCCAGAGUGGACAACAGCCCCACAGAGGACAACAGCCCCACAGAGGACAACAGCCCCACAGUGGACAACAGCCCCACAGAGGACAACAGCCCCACAGUGGACAACAGCUCCACAGAGGACAACAGCCCCACAGUGGACAACAGCCCCAUAGUGGACAACAGCCCCACAGAGGACAACAGCCCCACAGUGGACAACAGCCCCACAGUGGACAACAGCCCCACAGAGGACAACAGCCCCACAGUGGACAACAGCCCCAUAGUGGACAACA